GAGCAGGCGAUGGAACAGAUCUAUGGCCCGUACACACGGAACCCGGUAUAUUAGCAGCCGCCGGAGGAUCCCGGGACAGGAGGGCACCGCGGUCGGUACCUCUGGACCGAUGCGUUUGGCGUUAUCAAUUUCAUCACUCUGUCUCGCUUAAAAGAAGGCUGUAAUUCUCGGAAACUCUACCUCGGAAUGGCCAAGGGACUUGUAGAUACGGUGCAUUCCGUCCUCAGCCACACUCGAGAUGGCUGUUUACGGCUCCCUGGCGCAACUAGUAAGGAGCCACUGAAAGGAGGUCUCCGCGCCGGGAUGCCAGAUAACAUGGACCGUGAUAUUGAUGGCCAGUACCACCACUGUCUAACUCUCUGGAUGUUCGCCUUGAAUCGGCUAUCUCUAGCGACCGACGAGCCGCAUUAGAACGCGCUUGCCAUCC
This is a messenger RNA of Annulohypoxylon maeteangense, 427 nucleotides long. RefSeq lists its product as uncharacterized. Lineage: Eukaryota; Fungi; Ascomycota; Sordariomycetes; Xylariales; Hypoxylaceae. The record is from RefSeq and is a predicted model, not a curated record. The transcript has a single exon. The coding region runs from base 187 to 411 and encodes 74 amino acids.